Molecule: messenger RNA, 2201 nt
Organism: Struthio camelus australis
Lineage: Eukaryota; Metazoa; Chordata; Aves; Struthioniformes; Struthionidae
Gene: LPAR5
Product: lysophosphatidic acid receptor 5
Biological process (GO): behavioral response to pain; G protein-coupled receptor signaling pathway
Cellular component (GO): membrane
Molecular function (GO): G protein-coupled receptor activity
Source: RefSeq, a predicted model, not a curated record
ACGGCCGUGGCACGGUAGGGAGCAGCCGCGACUCAGAUGAGCAAGUAGCCAGACAGCCUGCCCAGUCUGUUUUGAUUCAAGCUGAUGGCGGUUUAGAUGUCCAAAUCGAAAUUGCUACAGUGGCGGCAAGCGUUAGACAGCCAGCCUGCAUGCACCCCCAGCUCUUCGCCAGCAGAGAGGAAUGGUGCCGACUUGCAGCAAUCGGCAAUGACCUUCCAUGGUAUCAGCAUCCCCAUAACCACUGUAAAUUAUUGCUGAGCUAGAGGCAGAAGAUGACCAUCCCUGCCAGAUAACCACUGACCAGCAAGCCAAGACGGCACCAGCCAAGAGACAGACAAGCCCGUCUACUUCUCAGCUGCAGAUGAUGGGAGUGACCUGCCCAUAGGUUCCUCGAGGGGAAUGACUUCUCUCAGUUCUUUUCUUUGUGCCUCCUUAGUCCACCAGCAGUUUCAGCCAUCUCACUGAGAUCGUCUCCUGUUCCCCGCUGAGCAUGUCAGCUGCCAAUGUGUCUCAGCCUUGCAAGGAUUACCGCUUCAACCACCACCUCCUUCUGCCUGGCUAUAUCCUGAUCUUUACUACGGGUUUGACGCUCAACAUUAUGGCACUUUGGAUCUUCAUGCGCUACCUGCGCCUGAAGUCUGUGGUCAUGAUCUACAUGUUCAACCUGGCCGUGAGUGACCUCAUCUUCACGCUUCCUCUGCCACUGCGACUCUACUACUAUUCCAACCACUACUGGCCCUUUGAUGACUUCCUGUGCCAGGUCUCUGGCUCCGUCUUCCAGAUUAACAUGUAUGGUAGCUGCCUCUUCCUCAUGUGCAUCAACCUGGACCGCUACAUUGCCAUUGUCCACCCGCUCCGCUGGCGGCAUCUGCGGCGCCCCAAAGUGGCCAGGCUCCUUUGCCUGAUCGUUUGGAUUAUGAUCCUCAUGGGCUCCAUCCCCACAGCCAUGGUCCACAAGCAAAACCACUGUAUGAUACAGAAUCAGACCAUUCAUCUGUGCUUUGAAAGUUUCAGUGACAACAUGUGGCAGAACAACCUCUUCCCUCUCGUUGUCCUGGCUGAGAUCCUGGGUUUUCUCCUGCCUCUGAGCUCUGUGACGUACUGCUCAAUUAGGAUCUUUUGCGAGCUCUGCAAGGUCAGCCAGACGAGGAACCUGCGACAGCAGAAGACCAUCCGUCUCCUCUUGGUCAAUCUGGUCAUCUUCAUCAUCUGCUUUGUGCCUUACAACAGUACCCUGGCAGUUUAUGGGAUGAUAAAAGCCCACAUGCUGAAGGUUGAGGAACAAACACAAGCAUCUGUGCGCCAAGUGCUAAUUGUGACAAUGCUGUUGGCCAGCAUGAACUGCACGCUGGACCCUCUGAUCUACUACUUUAGCACUGAGGGUUUCCGAAACACCUUUAAGAAGCUGCAGCGGGGACAAGCCUGGGACUCAGAUAUAGGGAUGCUGAAGAAUCAGGUUGUGGAAAAUAAGUCCCACCAAGUCCAUACUUCCUCAAAAAUGAAACAGUUUCCAGCUGACCAUUUUAUCCAUCCCAGUGAAUCUUUGCCAUCACUUCCUACUACAAUAUUCCUGAGUGCCCCUAUUGAGGACUCGGAAAUAUAACCACAAAAAGGUCAUGUCGUUGCUGAGUUGCAGAGUGGCUCAUUCAAUAGUUAAACAAAGAUGGUGGGAAACAGGUCAGGGUAAAUUAGCAAACUGUUUGAAGGAGGGAGCACAGCAGGUUGUAUGUGGGUGAACUUGAUGAGACAAAGAUGAAGGAUGAAAGGUUGUUUUGAAUAAAUAUGCUGGUGACAUGGUCCCACCUAAAUCUUCUGGUACAGGAAACAUACAGUGGGGAAAAAAGUGCUUGAAACAAACCUACUGUGUCUAGUUCUGAUCAGCAUGGAUUCCUAUAGCAAGUCCAUCCUGUCCAAGCACCUCCUUGUUGCACGUGUAACUGGAAGGUGAAAUGGUUGUUGGAAUAAUUAGAACACAGAUAUGGUAGUCAUUGCUGAUAGAGUGAAUUUAGUAGUAAAGACUGAAGAACACCUUAUUUUUUUCUUUUUAGCUGCAUGUCUCGGUUUGAGUCCUAAGUUCAGUUAGUGAAUUUAGUAGUAAAGACUGAAGAACACCUUAUUUUUUUCUUUUUAGCUGCAUGUCUCGGUUUGAGUCCUAAGUCCAGUUUUGGGCACCCAAUUAAGUGAUUUAAUUUUCAAAAAGU